GUUUGAUUUGAUGAUUCGUAUAUGAAUACUUGACGCUGGGUUGUUAACCAAUCUGCAUCUUUGCAGGGUUCUAUGAGGUUUAUAUAGGGAUUUGCUUUUAAUUCAAUUUUCAGAUCAUACACUCCCCCGGUAAGGGGUUUGGGGUCUUUCGAAUAUAACACAUGGAUCGUUUACCGUUUACAAAAUCGGGGAUGCGCCUCUGUUAAUCAUGUAUUCAGCUGCUGGCGUAUGACAACAGAUCGUUACCGAGGCACGUGCUUGCAGACAUAUGUUACUCUCGGAACUGCAGCAUUGAACUACAUAGAUAUCAUCAUUUUACAAUGGUACGGAGAAUUUCGACAAAAGGUUGCAUGGCAUCCCUCAUAGCUCUUUCUGUUCUCCAUGUCGUAACAAAUAUCGGACUAUGGGUCGUGCUUACAGAUACGAGGAUACGCCAACACUCUUCCAGAUUAGACGCCAAUGCAAGUGGCAUAAAGACAACUGCGAGAGUCUCCACUAUAUAUCCAGCGAAAUAUGACACUGACUUCCUUCUCCAUGACAGGGAUGCUUGUCCUAACACGACGAACAUCUCGCUGCUGUUUGUGGUGAACAGUGCACCAGGUCACUUUAAACACAGGCAGAUACUCAGGACGACAUUCGCGAACGGAUUGUUCUUCUUGCCUCGCGUCGUGAAGACGGUUUUCUUGAUAGGACGUGUAACUAACACCACUGUAGCGAGGAAGAUAGUUUCGGAGUUCGCCGAACACAAGGAUUUAGUUCAGGGGGAUUUCAUCGACGACUACCGCAAUUUGACUCUGAAAAUGUCAAUGGGGCUGAAGUGGGUGUCACUGUUCUGCCGGAAUGUGGAACUGGUUGGCAAAAUUGACGAUGAUACGUUUGUUAAUACACACCAACUUCUGGUUAUUGAACAGGACAUCCGCGCACGGGAUCUUAUUUACUGCGACAUCGCAACUGAGUCUGUCGGGAAGAUUUGGCGAAUUAAGUCGAAGUGGGCUGUCGAUGUGGACGUGUUCAAAUUCUACCGUUAUUUCCCGUGGACGUACUGUGGAGGGUACGCUGUUUUCAUCCCCGGAAACCUUAUUCCCAAUUUGUAUAAAGCGUCUCUCAUAUCCCCCUUUAUUUGGAUUGAUGACGUUUACUUUACUGGAACCGUCGUGUCGCGUCUGGACAAUGUUCGGCACCACCAGGGGGCGUUCGUGAGAAGUGAUUUUAAAAUGCAGCCAAAAAAGGGGCUGGAAUGUUUUCGAAAACCUGACUGUCAUGUAUUAGCAACGACUGUAGACAUUGAUUAUAUUCCUGAGUUUUGGCAACUUGUACGUGGAGUUUGGACGAUGAAAUAAAACCAUCUGGUAAAAUACACGUAUGAUUGAAGCAUCUGCAUCAGAGUGAAGGUAGGGAACACUUAAUAGUCUGUUGAAUAAUAGGGCUGUAACGUGUCCAAAUUUAUUACCCGGGUACCCACACCCCUUUUACCCGAUCCUACCCGGGUACCCGCUGUAGGUCUCAAGAGAUAGGUACAAAAUGUCCGAUUGGGAAUAGUUUGACAGCUAGUAGCCCUGGCAGAAUGUAUUCAGAUACACGAAUAAAACGAUGUGGUCA
Molecule: messenger RNA, 1599 nt
Organism: Haliotis rufescens (red abalone)
Lineage: Eukaryota; Metazoa; Mollusca; Gastropoda; Lepetellida; Haliotidae
Product: beta-1,3-galactosyltransferase 5-like
Exons: 1
Coding region: 321-1340 (339 amino acids)
Cellular component (GO): membrane
Molecular function (GO): hexosyltransferase activity
Source: RefSeq, a predicted model, not a curated record